Molecule: messenger RNA, 7636 nt
Organism: Scomber scombrus (Atlantic mackerel)
Lineage: Eukaryota; Metazoa; Chordata; Actinopteri; Scombriformes; Scombridae
Gene: ubash3bb
Product: ubiquitin associated and SH3 domain containing Bb
Exons: 14
Coding region: 79-2010 (643 amino acids)
Molecular function (GO): protein binding
Source: RefSeq, a predicted model, not a curated record
UGAGCUGAAGCAGCUCAUGGACUAGCCCGGAGAGGAGGACUGCUUUUGUGGACUGUGUGUCGGGGCUUGUAGUGGACCAUGGCAGCUAAAGAGGACCUGUACAGUAAAAUCAUCCCGCGGAGGCUCCGGCAGAACCGCUCGGGAUCCGUCAAAUGUGGCUCCAACCUGGACGUACUGUUGUCCAUGGGCUUCCCGAGACCAAGGGCACUGAAAGCUUUGGUAUCAACGGGAGGUCGGAGUGUGCAAGCAGCAUGUGACUGGCUGUUCUCCCACGUUGAUGACCCGUUCCUGGAUGACCCUCUGCCCAGGGAGUUUGUCCUCUACCUGCGACCCAGCGGGCCGCUGCAGAACCAGCUCUCCCACUUCUGGCAACAGAGUCGGGUCACAUGCGGCAAAAACAAAGCCCACAACAUUUUCCCGCACAUCACCCUCUGCCAGUUCUUCAUGUGUGCGGACCACAAAGCGGAAGCUCUGUGCGAGGCUCUCCAGGCCAGCGUGCAGCAGUGGCGGGGUCGGUUUCCCACACCGCUGCCCCUGGAGCUCUACACAUCCUCCAACUUCAUCGGUCUUUUCGUAGAGGAGCAGGUGGCCGACGUCCUCAAGCAGUUUGCGACCGACUUCGCCACAGAGGCCGCCAGGAAGGCAGAGGUCCACGUUGAGCCUCACAAGAAGCAGCUCCACGUGACUCUGGCCUACAACUUCCCCUCCGAUCACCUCCCCUCACUGGAGAAACUGGCCAAGGGCAUCGAAGUCAAGCUCGGCUGUGAUUGGCUGGCCGUCCUCUUCUCCAGGGACAUUCGUUUCGCAAACCAUGAGACUCUGCGGGUGAUGUACCCCUACAUGCCUCAGAAUGAAGAUGAGCUGGAGCUGGUUCCUGGUGAUUUUGUCUUCAUGUCUCCGAUGGAUCAGAGCAGUACCAGUGAGGGUUGGGUGAACGGGACCUCGCUCGCCACCGGGCUGUCUGGCCUGCUGCCCGAGAACUACGUCAGCCUGGCUGAUGAGUGUGACACCUGGGUCUUCCACGGCUCCCAUUCAUUCUUCAGCUGCGGGCCCUCUGACAAGACCGGCAAGGAGAGAGGGAUGUUUGACGGCCUGCUGGACAGCCGACGCCCCGAUAACACCAGUCCUGGAGACACACCCACCCUCAGUCUCAUCUGUCAUCCAAUGCAGCAGGUCCUGCGGAUGAGUGGCAGUCACUCUCGGCAGCCCAAGCGAACGCUUUUUGUGUGUCGGCACGGUGAGAGGAUGGAUGUGGUCUUUGGCAAACACUGGCUGUCCCUCUGCUCAGACAGUAAAGGUAGAUAUGUGCGCUCCAAUCUGAACAUGCUUCCCAGUUUGCCGCUGUGGGGAGGACAGAGAGAUUACGACAUGGACGCUCCCAUCACUGUGACUGGAUGCACACAGGCACGACUAGUGGGUGAGGCCCUGUCAGAGAGCAACACAGUGUUAGAUUUUGUGUACUGCUCUCCUUCUCUGCGAUGUGUUCAGACAGCACAGAACAUACUGAAAGGUAUGCAGCAGGAAGGCAAGCUGAAGGUGCGAGUGGAACCGGGGCUCUUUGAAUGGACCAAAUGGGUUUCAGGGAGCUCCCUUCCUGCAUGGAUACCUCCCACUGACUUGGCUGCAGCCCAUUUUAGUGUGGACACAACGUACAGACCUCUGAUCCCAGUCAGCAAGCUCACUGUGUCUGAAUCCUAUGAGAACUACAUGAGUCGGAGCUACCAAGUGACCAAAGAUAUCAUGGCAGACUGCAAAAACACUGGAAACAACGUGCUGAUUGUAGCCCACGCAUCUUCCUUAGAGGCCUGCACACGCCAGCUGCAGGGCCGCAGCCCACAGAGCGCCAAGGACUUCAUCCAAGUGGUCCGAAAGAUCCCGUACCUGGGCUUCUGCUCCUGCGAGGAGCAGGGAGACACGGGGGUGUGGCAGUUAGUGGACCCUCCCAUCCUCCCCCUCACACACGGACCAAACCACACCUUUGACUGGAGGGAGACACUUCUGCAAGAAUGACAUCUGCCUGACCCCCCCCCCCCCCUCCCACUCCCCACCCCUACCCCGACCUGAUAAUACUGUACUCCCCACAGACUGCAGUAACAAGUUUCAGACCAGUGGCCCCAAAUACUGGAACUUUUCCCUUUUCACUGUCUUUACAAAGCCGGUGGUCUCGCAGCGAUAGUCAAAGAAGCUCUCUGUCUGAACUUGAGGAGCUGGUGAAUGGUUGGUGAACUGAUUCCAUCCCGCUGAUGCUGCUUUCAACAAUAAUUUAGCCACCUUUUUUUUUUCUUUUUUUUUUGCAAGCGUGAGGGAGAUGUUCACUCGUGCAAGGAGAGUUUUCACUGGAAUCCAGUAGAUGGAUCAUGUGUAUUUAUUGUCAUCCCAGUCUCAGGUAGUUUUGUGAAAUCAGCAUGGUUUGCUCUGCUGCUGUGAAUGAUUAGUAAGAAAAAAGUAUUAUAAGUAUAAGCAGGUCUACAGUAGUAGCGUGACACUGACGUAAUGCCAUGAAGUUGUAGAGUUGAAAUGUCUUUACUUUCAGCUUGGAUGACUCAGGUUCGGUUCCUAGCUCGUCAGUGAUGGUCUGAGUUCCCCGAAUACACAGAAAGCUAGUUUAUAUUUGUUCUACAUAUAUUUUAAAACUAAACAAAAGUUGUUUUUUCUCGCUUAAUUUGAACCAUUAGCUGUGUGUGCAAAUCACUCAUUCACUCAUUCAUCAUGAUCAGCAGUAAGUUGAGAUUUCCAACACUUAUGAAUCAUCAUGAGUUGUGUCAUCACUAACAGGUGUUGGAACUGUUAGCAGUAGGUUGUGUACAGUACCAGCCAUGGAGCAGGAAUUAGCAAAACCAAAAAAUAUGUUAAGUACUUUUAUGAUUUCUGUCACAACCUUUGAGUGUUACAAAUAUCUUUUUAUUAAAAUCCCUCAUGUUUUAAGAUACAUUAGCGACGUAGCUACUACAGCUAAGUCAUUAGAUGUUAUAUACACAUGCUAACAUGUCUACGUUAGCAGCAUUAGCAGGUAACCAUGCUAGUGUUUGUGUUUGGUUUAGCUUGUGUGCCAGCAUGCGAAUAUUCAAAACGUGUUAACAUGCUACCAUUAGCACAAACGUAAAUAUAGUGGACUAGGCAGUAAAUAAAGGGUGAUUUAAGCUCGGUGCUAUGAGCUAUCAGCUUAUAUAACAAGCUAAAAGGUUAAAUGUUAGCAUUUAGCAUGUAAGUGUGUUAAUAUGGAUAAAUCAUGUUAACUGUUCCUCUGGUGCCUCUGUCCUAAUGGUAAAAAUCUAAUAACCAAGUUGUCUAAAUAUUGUUCAUCUAUACAAGUUGGUUCUUUAGUGUAAUAAUGCACAUUACAUGCACUUUUAGUCUUGCUUUUAAACAUGUGUGACUAAAUGUUUUGCAUAGCUAAUUCGUGACCACAGUAUCUGAUUUGCAUUUGGGAACUCAUGCUCCUUUCACAAAAUAUUUUGAGACUGUGGAGGAUUUAUACAGAUUGUUACGGACCCAGCAGCAUUUCCACUUCAUCAUACAUGUGACAAGGUUUGACUUUGAGCUCAUCUUAAGUCACAGGGCUCAUAACCAGAUAAAAAAUGAUUGUUUUAAAAGCAAUGGCAUCACUUGUCCUGCUUCAGUGGCUGAGGGAAUCAAGUCUUCACAUCAGGGCCUUUUCCCAAUACUAAAUACAUUAUGUGGCCCCCAUAUGUAGCAUACUAAGUACUACAGUGUCUUCUACUUUUCAUUUAUUAUAUUUAAAAAUGAAACAGCCGCAUCGAUGACAGCACAAACUGCACUAUUGACAAUCACACAGUAGCUUAUUGAUUCCGGUCCAGCAGCAUUUUUUGUGUGCAUUUUUGUUGUAUGUAGUUUAAAAGUUCUAAGUAAUCAUAUUUUGAAAAAAAAAGUCUUCCGGUUGCAUUUAUAUUUAUUUAUAAACCUUUCUGUCAGAUGUUAGAAAGAGAGAAAAGAGAAUCAUCACUUUUAGCAGCAUGCAAGAUUUUAUCCUCUGUAUCUCAGGUGUUAACUGCAUUUAAAACAUAUGUAUAUGCAGAUUUGGAAACUGUUCCAUUGAUGGGGUUACUGUGUUGUUGUGAGUGCCUCUUAGAAAAUUAAAGUGAUAUGUCCUGAUAAUGAUAACUGUAAUGACUGCCCACUACGUAACAGCUACAGAAGAAGAUGCCAUGGUGUGAACUUCAUCAGGUGGAAACAACAAUGGAAAGUUUGCUUAGUCUGAUACUUGACACACAUCACACAUAUUUAUUAAGACAUCAUACUAGUUGCAUGUUUUGAUCUGUUCCUUGUAAGGCAGUUCUCAGCCAGCAGAGCCGCCUCAUUCAUGAAUCUAUCUCAGCUCUAGGUAAAGCACUUCACUCACAGAAGUUACAAAUCAAAGCUAAAUGGUGAAACACAAGCUGUGUCCCAUUUCGUGGCCGACCUCUUAGGAGCUACACAUUCUAGGACCAAAUAUGUCAUGAGGUAAGGUUUGACCUGAGAUCUCAUGAUGAAACAUGAUCAGUUUACACUACCAUUAACAAACUUCACAUGGCAGAUAUUCAAAGGUGCAAUAAACCACACUCAGCCCCACUAGAUGUCAGCAAACAACUAUUUCCUAUGCUAAGAUAUAGCGGAGUAAUGGCGUCCUGAGCAGUGAAUGAAGUCACACUGCAUCUGUGUGCGUUGUAAUCCAAGUUUCUCCAAUCUUUGUUUUGAUAGCUGGUCUGGCUGCAUGCGCAUGUUAGUGCAUGUGAGCAUGCAUGUUAGUGCCUUUGAGUCCUCUGUGUCCUCCCUGCAUCCGCUGGGGUCACAAAGUUUAUCAUAUAGCUAAAUGGUACACUAUAUUAUUCUGAAAAUAUUUGAGAUGACAAAUAGGCAAUGCAGCAACAGGAUUGAGAUCCAUAUUUAAUCAACACUGCCUACUUUGAUAGUUAAAUCUGAGUUUCAUGAGCUGUUGGUUUAGGGGCUGCUUUUUUCCAGAGCUUUAUUGAGUAAACAAUGUGCACAUUUGUUUUGUUGUGUGAUUCUGGUUCUAGUGCGACAUGUAGUGGGACUGACUGUUCAUAUUGCACCUUUAAAGAGUAACUUAAUACCAGACUGAAAAGGAGCACUUCAUUGCCACUCUGAAAGCUUCAACACUGAUGUCAUGGUGUACGGUGGAGUACAUAAGAAAGCUGAGAAGUUAAAACCACCUCAACUUCUCUCAAGAUUUUGUUUUAAUUCAGACUUUUUUAGACUUUCUUUUGGGUAUAUCGAGUGAGGUUAUCUUCGGGAGAGAAUUGGAUUCAUGAUCUCAGUAGUUUUAAAAUGCUGGCUAAAGCACCCAGGUUCAGCCCAGGAGCCUUCAGUCCUCUGAAGGAUGCAGCUUUCCUUGUAGGUUGCAUCCUUUGAAGGAGGUAGCCUGAGGAAUGGAACACAGCUCGUCUAUCUACCAAAUAGCACUGACUGAAUGCUUCAUCUUGGACACACAGACUAUUAGAUCCAUCACCUUGCAGUGUUUCACAUUUGCAAAUAAAAUGAUGAGUAGACUAAAGGAGAAACAAACAGUAUGUGAAUCCAUAAUAAAUCACAUACUGUUCUGUGUUAAAACUUUUAUGCAUCUGCUACUUGCAUCAACCCAUAGUGAGCGAGGCAGGUUCAUGCUAAGGCUGUGUUUACACAUAGCUUUUUUCUUCUUGGAAAAACUGCAAGGGGAAUGUUUUAUGAGAACAUAAAAAUCUGAACAACAGGCUGCUCAGUUUUGCUCAACAAUAAUUCUCCCGAGGAUUUUCCCAGCUGUUGUUGCUGUGGGUGGUCAGCUCUGCCAAAAACUCCAAUCAUUUUAAGGGAAUUAAUAAUUUGACAUUUGUGUGUGAUAAUUUAUUUCUACUGAGUUAGCACAGAAAAUUGAUAUCACUGUCAUUUGCAUGCUAAAUUAUUGAGCUAGAGCUUGAAGGCGGUUAGCUUAGCUUAGCAUAAAGACUAGAAGCAGUGGGAAACAGCUAGCUUGGCUCUGUCCAGAGUUCAAAACUGUGCCUACCAAAAACUACUUUUUUACAUUUUACUAAUCAACACAUCGUAUAUUGUUUCUUUAAUCUGUACACUGAUCAGCCAAGAUAACAAACAAGGUACAACGCACUGAUAAGCGUAAUUUAGAGGUGGAGGUAGGCAUGUUUUUGAGCGUUGUAGUUUUGGCUAGCUGUUUCCCUAUGCUCCCAGUCUUUAGACUGACUGACUCCCAGCUCUAACUUAUUACAUAACACACAGACGUGACUUUGAAAUCAGACUUAUAAUUUGGGGUUUUUUUUACGUUAAAGGUGCAGAGUGUAGAAUUUAGGGACAUCCAGCAGAACUGACAUGGCAGAAAUGGAAUAUAAUAGUCAUGAGUAUGUUUUAAUUAGGGUCUGAAAAUAAGAAUAGUUGAGUUUGUGUUACUUUAAGGUUAACAAUUUAUAUCUACAUAAGUAGCAGGUCCUCUUCCACAGAGGCCACCAUGUUGCACUGCCAUGUUUCUACAGUAGCCCAGAAUGGACAAACAAAACCCUGGCUCUGGAGAGGGCCUUUUACAAGUUUUGUGGCCACCAUAGGGUCUUUAACAUGCUUGUAGGGAAGGGGUAUUCAGUUAGCUGCAAUCUGCAACUUUACUGCUAGAUGCCAUUAAAUCCUACACACUGGUCCUUUAAAGAAGGAUUGGCUGUUAGGAAAUUAAAAACUACACAUGAACACAAUCUUAAUCCGUUAACUAUUAAAUCUUCACCGGUAAACACUUAAUUUUCAAAUUCUUUCAGGUGAAAAAAAUCUAUGUAUGCCUCAUUAAAACAUAAUAAUUACUUUUGAUGUCCAGAGACAUCACAAAUUUGGUUAAAGUCAAUGUAAUACAUCUUGUGAAAACAGCAAUUUUCACAAGAACAACUAUUUUUACAUCCCACUGUUUCCUUGAUCUACAAGCCAUCAUCAUUAUAUCGUUGAAUCUGUGUUGUGAAUACUUUGUUGACACAUGGAGGCAAUGAGGCAGGCAUUGGAAUGAAAUGCAGUGCUACUACAGAAAUGUGAAAGGUUAUAUCUUUUUUUAAAUUAAAUUAAAUUUUCAUCACACAAUGUACUGGAACAGCAGAUGUUAGAGUAAGAUAAAAAAAAAGUGUGCUUCUACAAAAAGAGUUAAACACCAGAAGAAGAGAGCCUUGUGUAUGAAAAGUGUGUGUAAAGAAACAGGAAGAAGAAGCCAUGUUGUUCCUACAUCCUUUAUUUAUUGUCUGAACAUAUCACCAAACAUAUAUAACAAUUAAUUUAAAGUUGCCUGUUUUGAAAAAUAUAUUGACUUAUAAUUUAAGAUGGUUUGGAGGCUUCAUGUGACAUUUAUUUUAGUUUUGAAUAUCUUUUGUUCUUUUGUUUUCGUAGCAUUGAGUUAUAGAAAGAAGCUGUUGUUUUUAAGCAGUUCUAAUAUUUUCUAUUUUGGAGUACUCUGCAGGCUCGAGAGGGAGAGUAACUUGUGUUAUUCAACAUGUGGUGACAUUUAUCAUUUGCAAUUUGGUUUUGUUCUGAUGGAACAUUAAAACAUAGAUGUUCUCCAUAGCAAUAACAUUAUAUAAGUGCAGGUGUGCACAGUUACUGCUUAUCUGUUUGGGUUUGCACAUGUGCUGCAAAUACUGUAAAAGAAUACACAUCAAAUAAAAGGCUA